UAAUGUGCGAUGUCGAGAGACACGUAUAAUUGAAACGCGCGUGCGCAUUUUAUAUGAGAUACAUAUACAGAAAUCUGUGCCGUGAAUAUCAUUGUGUAAAUAAAGAAUUUAUAAAGCUGAAGUUUCUGAGUUUCAAAGACUUGUAUAAUCAACAAAUGAACUUUCCUUCUCUUUUCUUAUCGGAUAGGGAGCAGUAGAUAGGACACAGUUACAGUGAAACCACAUGUUAACCUGGUCUUCUCUCUAAAAGUUAAUAAUCGGUCAUUAAUAUAGUAAUAACAAUGACAGUCGAAUUAACUAACGACGGGAAUCAACGUUUAAAAAGCAUGAAAGAUGGCUUAAUUGAUUUUGUUGCUGGAUCUCUUGGUGGGGUAGCACUUGUGUAUGUUGGACAACCAUUAGACACUGUUAAGGUAAAAAUGCAAACAUUUCCUUCCAUGUACAAUGGAAUGGUCAAUUGUUUUGUAAAGACAUUGAAAACGGAUGGAAUAAUGCGUGGUUUAUAUGCAGGAACUGUGCCUGCAGUCGUUGCUAAUGUUGCAGAAAAUUCAGUUCUAUUUGCAGCAUAUGGAGGAUGUCAAAAAGUUAUUUCGAAUUUAUUAGGUGUGAAGAAGGUGGAGGACCUAACAUCUAUACAUAAUGCUUGGGCCGGAUUUUUCGCUGCUUUCUUCUCUUCGUUAACAUUAUGCCCAACAGAGCUAAUAAAAUGUAAAUUGCAAGCGAUGGCAGAAAUGGAAAAAGAAACUAACAAGUUAAAGUGUUCCGUUAGGAAACGAGUUAGCUCGUGGGCACUGACAAACCAAGUUAUUAAGGAACAAGGCAUACGAGGCCUAUUCACUGGCUUAUCGUCCACUAUAGCACGUGAAAUGCCUGGAUAUUUCUUUUUUUUUGGAGGUUAUGAAAUCACUAGAGAAUUACUCAAAAAACCACAUGAAACUCGGGACAAUAUCGGUUGGCAAAAAACCAUGAUUGCCGGUGCCGUUGGUGGUUCUAUUCUAUGGCUUGUAAUUUUCCCAGCAGACGUAGUUAAAAGUAGAAUACAGGUAAAAAACUUAAAAGAACCGGCACUAGUAGUAUUGCAGAAUAUUGUCAAGAGCGAAGGUUUUUGUUCAUUGUACAAUGGCUUGAAACCAACAUUAAUAAGGACAAUACCAGCGACGGCGACGUUGUUCGUUACCUACGAAUAUACUAAAAAAUUUAUGCAUAGUUAUAUCGACUGACUAUGAUCGAACUUGUACUCAUUAAUUUAAAGUACAUGAAUGGAAAAAUGGGUUUGUCUAAUAACAAUAUAUAUACAUACGUAUGUAAAUAUUAUAUUAUAUUUUCAUGUUAACAUAAAUAAUGCAAUAAAUUGUAAUAAAAUCGUUCAGUAUUUGGGAAAAACUACACAAACCAAAAAAUGUGUUAUGUGAUAUAUUUGUAAAACCUAUUUAAAAAUUGUAUGACUAAAAUAGAAAUCACAAUAUGAAAUUAUAUACUUACCUAUUUGGUUAAAAACAUUAUGGCCAUUGGGAAAUAAACGAGAAAUAAAUUGUUCACAUUUUUCUUUCUAACUACAUAUUGUGAAAUUUAUUCUUUCAAAUAAUCAGUUGGUUCUUGUUCGUAAAUUAGUUCUUUCAGAUAAUGUGUUCUAUCACAAGUAUCUAAGGUUUGCCAAAUAUCUUUAUUUACCUGGAAGAAUAAUAAGUAUAUUUACAUUUCAUUAAAAAAUUUUGAUAUCAAUAAAUUAAUUAUCAAUUUCAAAAGCAUGGUAUCAUUACUGGAAUUGGUGUAUAUCCAAUCAUUUGAAGUUGCCUCAGUCUUGCAUAUGUUGGACCUAUAUAUCCACCAUGUUCUGGUACUACAGAGUUACUAUUUAAUGGAACUAUAACUUUCCACUUUAUUGUUUGUAAAUGCUCUCUAGGCACAGUUUUAAUUGAUCCAUUUGGCAUUUCUGAUAAAAUGGAUGCAAUUGGUACCAAUUUGUUUUGUUCAUCGAAACCGAAAACUACAUCCGGGAAAAAAUGAUGGGGUAGAAUGUAAUCAAUACAUAUGUCUGUUCCCAAUAGCUCCUGUUAACGAUUUAAACAGUCAAUAUCUAUCGUCUUUAGUAGUUAUUGAUAUUCUUUUCUCAAUAAAUAUACCUUGCACAAUUGUAUAACUUCUGUUCGAAAUUUUACAAGAGGGAAUUUUCCACGUAACUCCGACUUACGGCAGAACUGCUAAGAAAGUAACUGUCAAUCAUUAACACUCAUUCAAAUGAACUUUUUAGUAAUAUUAAAUGUUACCUCUACUAAACACUUAUAAAUAUCGUCGCUCAGCAGUGGACCCGUAUAAUGUGGUAAUUCUAUUUGAAUUGUACAAUGAAGAGAUAAGAAAUCGUUUGUCAAUAAUUUCAAGCUAUAUUUGUAUGCGUUUUUCACGAACAUGGGAUCUAGCACAUGUCUAAUUAGUUCUUCUGGAAAGAUCUUUUUAUAUGAUAAAUAUAGAACACAACGAAAAAAAUUUUUUGGAAACCUGUUAACAAGUUGUAGAAUAAGUUAAUAUUUUUCUAUGUUACUGGUAUGAGCAUAUGUAAUGUUAACGGUAUCCGAUAAGAACUCACUGUGAAAUUUCUUUUGCUCUAGUCGUUUGAUAUGAUGACAAUAAUAAAUUCAGAAACUUGUUACAAGUAUCGUGAUAUUCAGAAAUAGGAGUAAUUACACAGACAGCAUAGAUAAUCCUUUCAAUAUCUUUUAAUCUUGCUGAUGAAAAUUCAUUAUCUAAUCUGGAUUAAACAUCAAUAUCACAAUUCUUAAAAAUGAACAUAUCACUAAUAUUAUUGUUUUUCAUUAAAUAUGAGUUACCUUUGAACAAUAUGGUUCAUUAAAAUAGGAUCAUACACACGUGUAGCACCCAUUAUAUGAGCAAUGUGUGUUAAGGUAUGUAAUGAUUGUAUGUUUUCUACUAUUGAUUUUACCUUUGUUAGCAAUUUUACAAGUUUCUCUGUAUCAUAGCAGUUCUCACUGUACCUAAAAACAUAUGUAUAUUUUAUUGAAUUAAAACAAACAGAGCCAUUUACUAUGAA
Megalopta genalis is the source of this 3046-nucleotide messenger RNA. RefSeq names its product mitochondrial ornithine transporter 1. Gene Ontology annotation, cellular component: mitochondrion. Gene Ontology annotation, molecular function: L-ornithine transmembrane transporter activity. The record is from RefSeq and is a predicted model, not a curated record. Gene Ontology annotation, biological process: mitochondrial L-ornithine transmembrane transport. Lineage: Eukaryota; Metazoa; Arthropoda; Insecta; Hymenoptera; Halictidae.